Rubroshorea leprosula is the source of this 1086-nucleotide messenger RNA. The record is from the annotation of a GenBank genome assembly. Lineage: Eukaryota; Viridiplantae; Streptophyta; Magnoliopsida; Malvales; Dipterocarpaceae.
CCUCAACUUUAUAGAGUUACAUUUUUUGGUCUCUCAACAGUUUUUUUGUACUUUUUUGAUCCUUCAACUCUAAAGAAUGCAUAACGUUGGUCAUUUCAUCAACCCGAUUCUGCUCUUCUUCCCGCUGCAGCCCAAAAAAAAAAAAGAAAGGGGAACCCGGCACCAGCCUUUGAGAAACCGAAUCCGGAUCUGCUCUGCUCUGCUCUGCCCUGUCCGGUUGCUGCUCUUGCCGGUUGUGGGUGCAAAAUUCUGGGCUGUUUCGAUUUUGGGUGAACCCGUGAGCUUUCCCUGCAGCUUGCCGCCGGCCUCUUCCCCCCUGCAGCUCCGGUUUCUACAGCUGGAGAAUUAUGAUUCCCGAUCGUUCUGUCAGUUAGCACUGAGAUCGAGUGCUCGGUUUUAUGCGAGUGAGGUAAGUAAAUUUAUGGUAAUGCCCAUACAGUUUUUAAAAGCAUGUUUUGAUUUGUUUUUGAAGUGAUGGCAAGACUAAACCCGUUUUACACAAGUAUGACUGAUUUGAAGUGAAAGUUUUAUGUUUUUCAUUAAAUUGAGCAUGCCUACUUGAGAUUUAAUUGAUUGUCCUGAUGAUUUGAAAGUGAUUGGUGAAUUAUGAUUUUUCUGUUAACUUCUGCUUGUUUUGUCUCCGAUGUGGUUAUGUUAUUGAUGAUCCUACUAGUGGGGUUUAAACGCUAGCACAUGUCGACAUGUUAUUGAUAGAACCGGUUCGUUCAACCCUACUAGUGGGGGUUAUACACCGGCAAAUACUGUAGCCUGCCAGUGGGAGGUUUAAACACUGGCCAUGACCUAUAAAGGAGACGUCUAUUUCAUUCCCGUACUUGUAUCCGUUUUUCUGAUUACACUUGUUGGCAUGCUAUGAGUUUAAUUAAGGGCAUUCCAUAUUUACUUACUGAGUUUAUCUUAUAGUUUUUCUUUGUCCAUCAUUUCAAGAAGCGAAAUCGAGGACGGAAAACCACGGGAAGUGACAAGUUAGAAGGCUAGCCAUUUCGAGAUUGAUAUAGAUUUUAGAUAUAGAUCGUGAUCUUGUAAACUGAAUUUUAAUUGAAGAUUUUAUAAAUUCAUUGAAUGGAU